Molecule: messenger RNA, 988 nt
Organism: Terrapene triunguis (Three-toed box turtle)
Lineage: Eukaryota; Metazoa; Chordata; Testudines; Emydidae
Exons: 7
Coding region: 114-875 (253 amino acids)
Source: RefSeq, a predicted model, not a curated record
AAUUACAAGAAAGAGUUGAACCUCUGCAAGGUUCUCCCGUACCAAAGUGUUUCACUACCUCUUCAACAAACAGGAGAAGAAUAAGUCAGAUACCAGUUCAAGGGUUGAGUGAGAUGAAUAUAUCAAUGAUGAUUAACAGAAUAAAAGGCUACCAAUGCACUAAAGAAGAUAUGGAGUUUCUUCGACACAUGAAAAACCAAGAACAAACGCAGAAAUUGAAGGCAAAAUAUUUACAUCUACAAAAGCAACUAACCAGCAUGGUUCAGACAAAGGAGCUGCUACUAGCACAGAGAGAGAGAGUGCAAGAAGAGAUUGUACAAAUGAAAACAUCUUAUGAUAGAACAGUCCAAUUUGGAAGAGCCUUCCUGGGUAAGAAAAUGGAUCCUGCCGCUGUCGAAGCAUUGCCACCAAAAGCUGUGCUUGGGCAGCUGAAUCCUGUGAAAGUGCAGCAUGUUCAACAGCAAGAGAAGGCUGAACUUCAGGCACUUACAAAAGAGCUAAAGAAGUUAAAACAUUCCAUUGCCCAACUGCCUCAGAAACAGGGAAUAAGGCUGGAAAGAGAGUCUUGUAAACAACGGAUACAGGAAGCGAAACACAGCCUACUGCAAGCACAAGAAGAUGUGGAGAAUCUGAAAUGCAAAGUUGAAGCAGCACAGUCAAAACUAGCAGAAGUUCAGGAACACCUGUGUAAUACAAGAGUUGAAAUAGAGAAGUGGCACACGUUGAAAGAGAAGACAACUGUUUCUCAGUCACUGGAGAAUGCCCAAGAUUCUGUCAAUGAUUAUCUUAAGAGAAGACUUAACAGAAUCUUGCGAAGAACAGAUAUCUUUUUAGAAAGGGAAAAAAUAAUUGAAAGACUUAGUCUUUUGCAAUGAGCCCCCCUGCCCCCUUUGCAAAAAUCUGAUCACUAGGUCAAAGAGGCUUUUAGGGUUGCCACUGUAUGUACAGAUCUCUCCCUGUUGGGCAUCUUAGUUUUCCAAAUUCUAUA